AUGACGAGCUCAGAGGAGACAAACGACAAAUUCUACGGGGACUUACAUAUUAACUUAACGGCUGUACCGAAAGCGGACAUACGGGUUAUCUUCGAUGGAUUGGACGCUUGCGUCGGAACAGAUCACGCUGCCUAUGGGGAGUGUUGGAUUCCCGGCGGUCUCAGCGGCUUAAAAGACAAUGGCCUCAUUCUUCUGCAAACCUGCACGGAAAGCUGUAUCCUCCUGGCCAACAAUGAGGGCAGCGUUGGUGCACUCCGACCGCGGCGCUGGUCGUUUUUGGCCGGACGGACGUAA
This is a messenger RNA of Dibothriocephalus latus, 294 nucleotides long. Lineage: Eukaryota; Metazoa; Platyhelminthes; Cestoda; Diphyllobothriidea; Diphyllobothriidae. The record is from the annotation of a GenBank genome assembly.